Molecule: messenger RNA, 819 nt
Organism: Eremomyces bilateralis CBS 781.70
Lineage: Eukaryota; Fungi; Ascomycota; Dothideomycetes; Eremomycetales; Eremomycetaceae
Product: ankyrin
Exons: 1
Molecular function (GO): protein binding
Source: RefSeq, a predicted model, not a curated record
AUGUUGUGCCAACAGCCGAAGACGGAUGACGAAUGGCCGUUCCCUUUAGAUAGCCAUCGAACCAUUGCACGGAAAUGCCUCUCAUAUAUCUCACUACUGGUACAGCAAGGGCCUGUUGAACUACCCAAGUCAGCAGACCGCCGCUCCGAUCUUUUGUCGUACUCGGUUCGCCAUUGGCCAAGUCACUACAAGGAGGAUAUCGCCGGGCGGGCUCCUGACUCGAACACUGAGCAAGGCGAAUCGCAGGAGUUUGAUGUCUUCAACGACCAUGACCUCAUUCAAAAAUGGGCCCAGCUGUAUUUUGAUUCCGAUCCUCCCGGUAUGGCGUGUGAGUCAACUCAUCCGUUGGUCGUAUCGGUGGAGGUUGGGUGCUCAGACUUGGUCAGAGCCUUGCUUAAAGGUCAGACGCACAGUUCGGAUAUCCUGAAAACGGCUCUCGAGACGGCCAUCAAAACAGGCGAUGAGAGUCUCAUCCGCAUGCUCCUGGCUUCUGGAGCUACCAGCGACAUUGCAUUACAUGUCGUGGCAAUGUCGGGGAAACCGAGCCUCCUCGAGCUGUUUCACAAGACGGAGGAUGAUCUGAAAUCUGAGAACUCCCAGGGCUUCACACCACUGCACUGUGCCUGCCAGAGCGGCUAUCUUUCAACGGUCGAAGAACUGCUCCGCAUUAGAUCGGACGCGAAGGCAAAAAGCAACAUAACCGGUCAAACUCCUCUCCAUACUGCCUGCCAAUUCGGCCACUUAGAAAUAAUUGCACGCCUUCUGGCAAGUGAUGCUAAUGCCAAUGAGGAGGAUAAGUCUGGAUUCACGCCUCUGCAU